Molecule: messenger RNA, 1676 nt
Organism: Calidris pugnax (ruff)
Lineage: Eukaryota; Metazoa; Chordata; Aves; Charadriiformes; Scolopacidae
Product: putative protein FAM172B
Exons: 2
Coding region: 22-1110 (362 amino acids)
Biological process (GO): regulatory ncRNA-mediated heterochromatin formation
Cellular component (GO): nucleus
Molecular function (GO): siRNA binding
Source: RefSeq, a predicted model, not a curated record
GAGAGAAAAAUAUUUCCAUCUAUGAUGAUGGCAGAUUCUACAGGAGAGCAAACGUGGCUACAAAUACAGCACAAACUAAGCUUCAGGAAACUACUAGAGGGUUCAGAGUAUCCAGAGGAACUGAAGUAUGACUUCAAUAUAAAAGGGGAACUGAGGCAUCUGGAUACAAACGAGCCCUUUGUUUUCAAUUAUUACAAGAAUUCACAUGAGCAGAAUCAUAAACGCUAUCAGGUUUUGGGACAUUUGAUUACCCAGUAUGUUUAUGAGCUCCUGGAAAGAGUCUGCAUGCUGCAGAAAGUUUAUAUUCCUACCGAUGCCGCAGAGGAUGAACCAAGAACUUUCUUUUUCAUGAACGAGAAUGCACUAACAAGCUACUCCAGCCUCAUUGUCCUUCUUCAAGACCGUGGAGUUUUCUGUGCCGGACAAUGGGGGCAAAGGACGAUUGUCAGUGAGGGCCUGGAGCAUGGAACACAAAUACCGUUCAUCAAAAUGGCCCUUCAAAGCCACGAGGGAGUGAUUGUACUGAAUCCUAAUGACAACUUUGUUGAUCUGAAGACUGAAAAGGAGAAGUUAAACUUUUCUACCACGGAAAAAUCGCUGCCUCCUGCACAGUCCACCUGGGCGAUCCCCAAGAGGGGCAGCGGCAGCCCCGAGGAACAUACCUUGUAUGUAUGGGAUCAUUUCAUUUCAAAGAGUGCAGCCAAGAAUGUGGCCUUCAUUGCCCAUGGCUACGGUGGCUUGGUGUUUGUUGAUCUGCUGGUGCAGAGAAAAUGUGAGGUUAUGAAUAAAGUGUACUCUGUGGCGUUCAUUGACUCCAGGCACAACAUACAGCACCAGGCUAGAAGCGAUCCACAAAUACAAAAAUGGAUACAGACGUACUGCCGUGAAUGGGUGUCAAACAGUAAGCCUCUAGGUAAAGCUGUAGGUUCUGUCAUGAAAGUGAAUUGUCCUGUUGUCUCUGCUGGAACGGAAAAGUAUGGUUUAGCACCCUCCUGCUCCUUACAUGACAUCUUUAAGUAUUUGAAGAGCGCGCUGAAAGCCAAGACUGCAACAGCCUCUAGGCGUUCACCUGUUUUAACCCGAAGCAGCACAAGUAAGGAGAGGCAAUAAAUAAAGGUAUGCUGACUUGCUCUCAAUAGUGGUUUCUUUCUUUCAUAACUGUCCCUGCACCUUUCAGUCAUCUACUUCCUCUCACUGCAGAGUAGCUUACACUUCUAAGUUUGCAGCUAGUUUGUUUUUUGGAGAAACACACAAAUACAAGUUAACUAUUAAGAAAGAUGUGCACCAUUGAAAGCUUUAAGCCACAACCCUUCAACUAGCUGUAAAAUUAAAAGUUGCACCAAAUAAAGAUGUUAGGGCAUAUAAAUUCUCAUCUGCACCAUUUUGUAAAAUAUUCUGCAGUUAAUGGCUCUAUAAUCAGACUAAGCUAUCAGGAAAACACUUAAGUGCACAGCUUUCAUUAGAAGGACAAAUCUGGAAAACAAAGAUUAUGUAAAGGAUCUAUUUCCUUCUCAUUAUAUACCAUAUAGUGCUUAAAAUCUUUCAAAAGCUGGAACAUCCACCUUCCUCCCUGAAACGUUACUGUUAAGUUGAACAAUACUUCAGGGAACCAGACGCUACUAUCUUCCCUCCAGUCAGAGACAGUAUGACCCAAACAUGACUAAUUUCUGUUUUAA